UCUCCUCUGAGGCUAACAGGACACACUGCAGAGUAAAACACGUUUGUUUUUGAGAGUAAAGGUCUGACAGCUGCUGCUUGAAUCAGCAGUGAGCAGACAUGGAAGCUGUAGUUGGACUGUUGUUGAUGAUGUGUGGAGUUUCUCAUGGUGUGGAAACCUACUGUAAUGGCAGACAGAAUGGGACUCAGUGUUAUGAAGCUUUGGGAAGAACUGUGGACAUCCAACUGAUGAACCAUAGCUUAGAAAUUCCAAGAUAUACGCUGUCAAGGAAUUCAGUAAAUGUACUACUAGAUGUCAAAAAUAAUACAGUUAUUCGUAAUGUCGCAGAACAUAGAUCUCUCUUUAUUCCCACCAAUGCAACAUUUAGGAUCAAUAACCUAAACAGGAAUGACAGUGAUAAUUAUACCCUUCAAACUUUUGAUUCAAAUGGAAGAUCAUUAGGCGUAUGGACUUUACAGUUGUUUAUUCAAGCUCCUGUGUCCUCUGUCCUGCUGGUCUCUGAGUGUCUGUCCCAGGGAGAGAUGAGGGUGUCCUGCUCCUCUGAGGGAGGGGACAGUCCUCAGUACAGCUGGACUCUGGAUGGACGCACACUGACAGAUGCUGAGCUCCUUUCUGGAAAUAACAAGACUAACAACAUCACUCUGAAACAGCACGUCUCAGGACAUCUGGUCUGCUCAGUCAGGAACAACGUCAGUGAUGUCUCCAAAGAACAGUGGAUAGCUACCUGUGAAGCAGAUUUUUUGCCACUGAUCGGUGGUGUGGUUUCAGCACUGCUCAUUUUAUUAGUUGUGGGUGUAGCACUUGUCUGUGUUCAGAGGAAAAAACAAAAGAACAAAUCAACAAAAAAAGCAGAGAAAGAAGACCAAGAAGUAAUGUAUGCUGAUGUCAGGGUCAUGCAGCAGCAGGGCAAGCCAGUGGAUGAAGGAGGAGAAGAGGUGUUGUAUGGCCAAGUCAAGUUUUCAUAGUGAUCUCAUCACUCUGAACAGGAUUGUGAUUGAACAGGCAUGUUUAUAUGUCAACAUUCCCAAAAAAUCAGUGAUGUCAAAAUGCAUAAAUGUCUUUUCGCGUGAUUUCCUAUCAGAAAAAUAUAAACCAUCAAAACGUAUGAAUACUGAUUUUCUGUGCUUCAUUUGUAUUUCUGUAAUAUA
Oreochromis niloticus (Nile tilapia) is the source of this 1148-nucleotide messenger RNA. Its product is annotated as hepatocyte cell adhesion molecule-like. The record is from RefSeq and is a predicted model, not a curated record. The coding region runs from base 99 to 965 and encodes 288 amino acids. The transcript is spliced from 5 exons. Gene Ontology annotation, cellular component: membrane. NCBI's taxonomy places the organism in Eukaryota, Metazoa, Chordata, Actinopteri, Cichliformes, Cichlidae.